Penicillium taxi is the source of this 4371-nucleotide messenger RNA. RefSeq names its product ubiquitin-binding TORC1 subunit KOG1. The transcript is spliced from 5 exons. The record is from RefSeq and is a predicted model, not a curated record. Lineage: Eukaryota; Fungi; Ascomycota; Eurotiomycetes; Eurotiales; Aspergillaceae. Gene Ontology annotation, molecular function: protein-macromolecule adaptor activity; protein binding. Gene Ontology annotation, biological process: positive regulation of protein serine/threonine kinase activity; regulation of autophagy; cellular response to amino acid stimulus. Gene Ontology annotation, cellular component: cytoplasm; TORC1 complex. Bases 1 to 4371 code for a protein of 1456 amino acids.
AUGAGGGACCCCACUGCAGACAUGGAAGAAAAUUCCCAGCCCACGACCAAUGGGUCAACUGAACCCCGCCGCAACACCAAAUCUGUGCGAGUCGCGUUUGGUGCUGACCUUGAAACUACUAUCCCCGCACGCGAGCGGUCACCAGCUCCUUUACCUACUCAUCAUCGCUCUUUUACCACCGUUGAGCAAAAGCAAACCUCCUUUACACGGCCUUCUCGUCCUACAAGUUCUGGUGGAGAGAAUGCUGCGGUGGGGGUAGAGUCCCCACCGCGACGCCUAUCUCCUCGAAGGGUAGAGAGUAGUCGACCCGGCACAUUGAAACGGACGAGGAGUGAUUUUGGUCCGAAUAAUCGCGUUUCAUUUGACAAAUCAGCUGGAGACGAAGACGAAGAUUUUGCCAUGCGACACGGAUGGCAGGAGGAAUAUACCUCCAGCGAAUACCUGAAAAUUUUACACUCGAAUUUCUACAUGUAUUUCACCGAGAAACGCCACGACACAAAUGGUAUUCCCAGAGAUCCAGUCGGAAGUUGGCCCAGCCAGGAUUGGCGCAUGAAAGACCGUCUCAAGACCGUAUCAGCUGCGCUGGCAAUCUGCCUUAAUAUCGGUGUCGAUCCUCCCGAUGUGGUCAAAACAAAUCCGUCAGCUAAGCUGGAAUGCUGGGUCGAUCCCACCUCAACCACGGGUGGAGGCCAGAACAAGAUCAUGGAGCAGAUUGGAAAGAAGCUGCAGGAACAGUACGAGACUCUCAGCCUACGAACACGGUACAAGCAGUAUCUAGACCCAUCUGUUGACGAGACGAAGAAGUUCUGCAUCUCUCUGCGCCGAAAUGCCAAGGAUGAGCGGGUCCUCCUGCAUUACAACGGCCACGGGGUUCCAUUGCCCACCCAAUCAGGAGAGAUCUGGGUCUUCAACAAGAACUAUACUCAGUACAUUCCUGUGCCCCUGUACGAUCUGCAAUCAUGGCUGGCAGGGCCUAGCCUUUUUGUUUUUGAUGUGUCACACGCAGGCAACAUUGUCCAAAAUUUCCAUACCUUCGUCGAGAAGCAUGAGAAAGAAAAUAUCGAGACGAAAAAGCGAGACCCUACUGCAAUUGUUCAAAACUAUGGCGAUUGCAUUCUUCUCGCUGCCUGCCAGAAAAACGAAUCUCUCCCAACGAAUCCUGACCUUCCUGCUGAUCUAUUCACGUGUUGCUUAACGACCCCGAUUGAGAUCGCCUUGCGAUUCUUCAUUCUACAAAACCCUCUCCGAACGGAUAUCUCGAUUGAUGAUUUCAGGGUUCCGGGUAGACUUCAAGACAGGAGAAGUCCCCUCGGAGAAUUGAACUGGAUCUUCACAGCCAUCACUGACACAAUUGCAUGGAAUACUCUUCCUCGUACCUUGUUCAAGAAGCUUUUUCGACAAGAUUUGAUGGUCGCUGCUUUAUUUCGCAACUUCCUGCUUAGUGAACGCAUCAUGCGUACGUACAAGUGUCAUCCAAUCUCCUCGCCUGAUCUCCCUGAGACCCACCAUCACCCUCUUUGGAAGAGCUGGGACCUUGCUGUCGAAACAGUUCUUGCCCAGCUACCUGCUUUAAUCGAUCAUGAGGAAGGCCGUCGCCAUUACGAGUACCAGAACUCAUCGUUCUUCGCAGAACAGCUCACCGCGUUUGAGGUUUACCUUUCGUCUGGUCCUACGGAGAAGAAUCCACCGGACCAACUCCCCAUAGUGUUGCAAGUACUUCUUAGUCAAGCACACCGAUUACGCGCAUUAAUCCUCCUCAGCAAAUUUCUGGACCUUGGUCCAUGGGCCGUCCACCUUGCGCUCAGCAUUGGUAUUUUCCCGUAUGUUGUCAAGCUGUUGCAGUCAGCUGCUCAGGAAUUGAAGCCUGUCAUGGUUUUCAUUUGGGCGCGGAUCAUGGCUGUAGACCACACCGUUCAGAAUGACCUUUUGAAAGAUAACGGCAUCCAUUAUUUCAUCUCAAUCCUCGAUCCCACUUCUCCCAUUCCCGUGGGAAAUGCCAGUGAGCACCGAGCUAUGUGCGCAUUCAUUGUCUCUAUCUUUUGCAAAAACUACCCACAAGGCCAGAAUGUCUGUCUUUCUGCGGCGCUAUUCGACUCGUGUCUGAAACAUCUCGGUGACGUGGAAAACCCACUGUUGCGACAAUGGUCAUGUCUCUGCCUCAGCAUGCUGUGGUGUGAUUUCCCGGAAGCGAAAUGGAUGGGUAUUCGAAGCGCAGCUCCUGCACGACUUUGUGAAUUGAAUUUCGAUCCGGUUCCCGAGGUCCGCGCCGCAAUGUUGCAUGCCGUGACUACAUUCGUCGGAAUCCCCGACUUGACAGAUCAAGUUGCGCAGAUCGAGGAAACUUUAGCCCUGGCCGUUCUACCCAUGUCGUCCGAUGGUAGUGUGUUAGUCAGGAAGGAAUUGAUCGUUUUCUUCUCUACCUUUGUGCGGCGUCACCAGAACAAGUUUCUGGUGGCGGCAUAUGAAGAACUGCAGGAUGAAAAACAAUCUUUACUCAAUCGACUCCAGAGUGAAACACAUUCAGGGACUUCACCUGAAAGCUACAAAGGGCCUUCGGAUAGCGAUUCAAAAUCACUUCAGUUGUCACGGAAUACAACUUUCGGAACUCUUUGGAAGCAGGUUCUGAUAUUUGCCGUCGAUCCCCAUCCUGAUAUUGCUCAGGGUGCCGGUACUAUCGUCGACUAUAUAUAUCUCGCCCUCCUAGAGUCACCCAUGGCGACUCUCACUGACAGAAUCAGAGUUGAAAUAUUGGAGCUGACAAAUCGUCUUUCUCAACGAUACCAGAUUCAAGAGCGACCCGAAGCAAAGAAAACAGCGCCUCCCACGCCGACAUCAACAACCCCGACAUCCAGACAAGAAGGAUAUCUCUCCCUCGGCUUUAAACGUACCGCGAGUGUUGCCGCCUCUCUCAGAAACCUUGCAUUAUUUGGCAGCGCAGCAUCAGGAGAUCCAAACGACAGUCAAACACCUUCUUCGCCAACCAUGAGUCGGAUGCCAAUGACACCCCGCGGCCGCGCCCCUGCUGAAUGGACUCGACCCCCGGAAGUUAACGACCACGUCGCCCCUGCAACAGCUUAUAACCAAGCUCCCACCCCUACAUCACGUGGAUUUGUUCCUAGAAGCCUGGAUACGGCACCCAUAAUUCCCUUGAAAAGCAGAUUCCUGGAUUGGUCAACAGAGGUAUUUCUAUAUUUCCUUGCCGACUUCGGCAAAUCUCUCAACGAAUCGCUUGAUGAACCCUUACUCACCCCUGACAAGUAUUUCCGAGAGCCCCAGAUGAAACCCAACGAACCCGACGAGCCCGGUAGUUCGGAUUACAACGAGCGUCUAUGGAGACGCGGCCGAAACGAAAAGAUCAUUGCGGAAACCCAGCCUCUCAAAAGUAAGGCUGGGAACAGUUCAUGGGACAACUCGGUUGCACUGUUGUCGAAUAGCAGUCAACCGUUAAAGAUGUGCUUCCAUCAAUUUGAAGAUCACAUCGCUGUCGCAGAUGAUCGUGACAAUAUUGCCGUCUGGGAUUGGCAGAGUCAAAAGCGACUAAAUCAAUUCUCGAACGGCAACCCAGUUGGCUCCAAGAUCAACGAAGUUCGGUACAUCAACGAAGAUGAUCAAGCUCUUCUAUUGACAGGGUCCUCCGACGGCGUGCUCAAGCUGUUCCGCCAUUAUGAGUCUGCAAAGAAGAUUGAAGUGGUCACAGCUUUCAGAGCCUUGCCUGAACUCGUCCCUAGUAAUCGAAAUGCCGGUCUAGUACUUGAUUGGCAGCAGGGUCAAGGAAAGGCUCUAGUUGCUGGUGAUGUAAAAGUUAUCCGGGUGUGGAACGCAGCUACUGAAGUCUGCACUAAUGACAUCCCCGCACGAUCUGGCUCGUGUAUCACAUCUCUGACCUCUGAUCAAGUUGCCGGUAAUAUCUUCGUUGCUGGUUUUGGUGAUGGUGCCGUCCGUGUGUUCGAUCAACGAUUAAAGCCUACAACUUCUAUGGUCAAAGUCUGGCGAGAACACAAUCAGUGGAUUACCAAUGUUCACAUGCAGCGUGGUGGUUUGCGGGAACUCGUAUCUGGUAGUCGGAAUGGUGAGAUUCGACUGUGGGAUCUCCGAAUGGACGACCCGCUCUCUACAAUCCACGCCACUAAGGAUACACUUCGAACACUGAGCGUACAUGAGCAUGCUCCUGUCUUCAGCAUGGGAACUAACCGCCACGAGGUCAAGACCUUCAACGUCGAUGGCUCUUAUCUUUCCACCUAUGAGCCUUACUCAAGCUUCCUGCAUCAUAACCGCGCUUCUCCAAUCGCCAGCACGGCCUUCCACCCUCACCGCACCAUGUUAGCAUGUGCUGCAUUGCACGAUAACCACAUCAAUAUCGUAUCUUGCUAA